AUGGACCUCUUUCAACGCCUCGACGAAGAUAUUACAAACAUCAUCAUUGAACAUGGUUUCCUCAACAUCGACAAGUUGCGCUUUGCGACGGAACGCGAGGUCGAGCGUGCUGCCGUCAGGGCGCUCGAAAUAGCUACCCCUGACCAGCAGCUCGCUAUUGCCAUGAGACAGAGUGUCAUGGGAAUAGAAGGCGACGACGCCAUUGUUAACGAAGAUGAAAAUGGGGCCAACGAUAAUGAUGCCAACAAUAACGCCGGUAAUGUUGUCAAUGAGGAUACGGGAGGUUACAUCGGCUGGGAAGAACGCAACCGCCUCCUUGUUGAUACUCGAAACAACAGUGCAGAAACCUCAGAUGCCGAAGACGACAACAACAACGACAACAACGACAGAAGCGAAUGCGUCGUCUGCUUCACAGCACGACGACCCCUCUGCCGCCUCCCCUGCGGCUGCCGCAUGUGCUCCCGCUGUCUCCGGCGCUGUCUCCGCGCGGGCUUGCGUCCGGGAGGCUGGCCGCCGCGGUGCUGUCAGCCUCUGGCACCGGAAAACGUCGAGCAGGCCGGCGCGGGACUGCCGCGGCUGGUGAGGCUGUAUAGACAGGUCCGGGUUGAGGAGGAGACGCCGGGCGAGGAGAGGGUGUAUUGUGCCAGGCCGGAGUGUGCUGCGUUCAUACCGGCUGGUGUUGGUUCUACUUGUCUUGCAUGUGGGCAGGGGACGUGUCGCCAGUGUCGGAGACCGCUCCACCCGGGACAGCUGUGUGGUACCGAGGCCGAGGAUGCGGCGUUGAUGGAUGUCAUGGACGAGCUUCAUCUUUCGCCUUGUCCCAGUUGUCGGAGGAUUAUCGAGCGUGCGGGCGGGUGUACGCACAUGACGUGA
Molecule: messenger RNA, 873 nt
Organism: Colletotrichum scovillei
Lineage: Eukaryota; Fungi; Ascomycota; Sordariomycetes; Glomerellales; Glomerellaceae
Product: IBR domain-containing protein
Exons: 1
Coding region: 1-873 (290 amino acids)
Biological process (GO): positive regulation of proteasomal ubiquitin-dependent protein catabolic process; ubiquitin-dependent protein catabolic process; protein polyubiquitination
Cellular component (GO): cytoplasm; ubiquitin ligase complex
Molecular function (GO): ubiquitin conjugating enzyme binding; zinc ion binding; ubiquitin protein ligase activity
Source: RefSeq, a predicted model, not a curated record